AUGGGCGCCUAUCUCUAUGGGCGCCUAUCUCUAUGGGUGCCUAUCUCUUUGGGCGCCUAUCUCUAUGGGCGCCUAUCUCUAGGGGUGCCUAUCUCUAGGGGCGCCUAUCUCUAUGGGCGCCUAUCUCUAUGGGCGCCUAUCUCUACGGGCGCCUAUCUCUAUGGGCGCCUAUCUCUAGGGGCACCUAUCUCUAGUGGCGCCUAUCUCUAUGGGCGCCUAUCUCUAGGGGCGCCUAUCUCUAUGGGCGCCUAUCUCUAUGGGCGCCUAUCUCUAUGGGUGCCUAUCUCUUUGGGCGCCUAUCUCUAUGGGCGCCUAUCUCUAGGGGGGCGCCUAUCUCUAUGGGCGCCUAUCUCUAUGGGCGCCUAUCUCUAUGGGCGCCUAUAUCUAUGGGUGCCUAUCUCUUUGGGCGCCUAUCUCUAUGGGCGCCUAUCUCUAGGGGUGCCUAUCCCUAUGGGCGCCUAUCUCUAUGGGCGCCUAUCUCUAUGGGGGCGCCUAUCUCUAUGGGCGCCUAUCUCUAUGGGCGCCUAUCUCUAUGGGCGCCUAUCUCUAAAGGUGCCUAUCUCUUUGGGCGCCUAUCUCUAUGGGCGCCUAUCUCUAGGGGCGCCUAUCUCUAGGGGCGCCUAUCUCUAUGGGCGCCUAUCUCUAUGGGCGCCUAUCUCUAGGGGCGCCUAUCUCUAUGGGCGCCUAUCUUUAGCGGCGCCUAUCUCUAGGGGCGCCUAUCUCUACGGCGCCUAUCUCUAUAGGCGCCUAUCUCUAGGGGCGCUUAUCUCUAUGUGCGCCUAUCUCUAUGGGCGCCUCUCUUUAGGGGCGCCAAUCUCUAGAGGCGCCUAUCUCUUUGGGCGCCAAUCUCUAUGGGCGCCUAUCUCUAUCGGCGCCUAUCUCUAUAGGCGCCUAUCUCUAGGGGCGCUUAUCUCUAUGUGCGCCUAUCUCUAUGGGCGCCUCUCUUUAGGGGCGCCAAUCUCUAGAGGCGCCUAUCUCUUUGGGCGCCAAUCUCUAUGGGCGCCUAUCUCUAUGGGCGCCUAUCUCUAUGGGCGCCUAUCUCUAGGGGCGCCUAUCUCUAUGGGCGCCUAUCUCUAUGGGCGCCUAUCUCUAUGGGCGCCUAUCUCUACGGGCGCCUAUCUCUAUGGGCGCCUAUCUCUAGGGGCGCCUAUCUCUAGUGGCGCCUAUCUCUAUGGGCGCCUAUCUCUAGGGGCGCCUAUCUCUAUGGGCGGGCGCCUAUCUCUAGGGGCGCCUAUCUCUAUGGGCGCCUAUCUCUAUGGGCGCAUAUCUCUAUGGGCCCCUAUCUCUACGGGCGCCUAUCUCUAUGGGCGCCUAUCUCUAGGGGCGCCUAUCUCUUGUGGCGCCUAUCUCUAUGGGCGCCUAUCUCAAGGGGCGCCUAUCUCUAUGGGCGCCUAUCUCUAUGGGCGCCUAUCUCUAUGGGCGCCUAUCUCUAGGGGCGCCAAUCUCUAG
This is a messenger RNA of Closterium sp. NIES-65, 1449 nucleotides long. The record is from the annotation of a GenBank genome assembly. Lineage: Eukaryota; Viridiplantae; Streptophyta; Zygnematophyceae; Desmidiales; Closteriaceae.